Messenger RNA from Phytomonas sp. Hart1, 1698 nucleotides. NCBI's taxonomy places the organism in Eukaryota, Euglenozoa, Kinetoplastea, Trypanosomatida, Trypanosomatidae. The record is from the annotation of a GenBank genome assembly.
AUGAGUUGUGACAAAAAUCGCGAUGCGCUCACGGGUGAUGAGUACAUCGAUGAGGUCAAUUACAUCCUGGAUAGCAUUCGCCGCAAGGUACUGCAAGAUCGCCCCGUGGACAUCUUCGGCUUUAUCAAAACGACCACUCAACAACUCGCCCUCAGCCGUUUCCCCCCCAAGCCUUCCACGGAGAUCCUCGCGAAGGUCUCGGGAAAGGUGACGGAACGCCCGCUGUCGAUUGUCCUGUUCGGCGCGAGUGGGGAUUUGGCGAAGAAAAAGACCUUUCCCGCCCUGUUUGACCUCUACUGUGAUGGCCUCCUCCCGCGUGAGAUUAACAUCGUGGGGUACGCCCGGACGGUGAUUCCGGACCUGGCAGCCUGGCAGUAUGGAACCCUGGCGAAGUACUUUGACCGGCUGGAUCGCCACGAAUGCCACCUCGCGCAGUUCUUCAGCCGGGUGAGCUAUCUCUCAGGGUCCUACGACCGUGUGGAGGACUUUGCCCGAUUGCAGGCUCACCUCACCGCGCGCGAGGACGCCUUUGCUGGGGCGGAAAAGCACGGGAACCGGCUUUAUUACCUCGCCCUCCCACCUUCGGUGUUUGUGCAGGUGUGCCGGGGGAUUCGACAGGCCGCCCUGCCACGGGCGGGGGGGUGGGCGCGGCUCGUAAUCGAGAAGCCUUUCGGAUCCGAUACGGAGUCCUCCGCCAAGCUCUCACGCGACUUGGUGAACCUCUUUAACGAAUCUCAGAUCUACCGCAUUGAUCACUAUCUGGGGAAGGAGAUUGUGCAGAAUAUCCUGACAACCCGCUUUGCGAAUAGGAUUUUCAGCUCCACCUGGAACUCGAGCAACAUCGCGUGUGUGCGAAUUACGUUCAAGGAAACCAUUGGGGUGGAGGGGCGGGCAGGGUAUUUUGAUAAUUAUGGGAUCAUCCGCGAUGUGAUGCAAAAUCACCUUACCCAGAUCCUCGCCUUGAUCUCCAUGGAGAAGCCACGCACUCUUGAUACCGAGUGCAUUCGCGAUGAAAAGGUUUUUGCGUUACGCUGUAUUGCGCCUGUAAAAAAAGAGGAUUGCGUUCUUGGCCAAUACACCGCAUCGCCGGAUGGAUCAAUCCCGGACUAUCUGAAAAGUGAAGGAGUCGCCAAAGACAGCAAGUGCCCGACCUUUGCGUGUAUGGUCCUGCACCUCAACAACGAUCGUUGGAAUGGGGUGCCUUUUAUUAUUAAAGCGGGAAAAGCCCUGGAGGAUAAAUCGGUUACUAUUCUCAUCCAGUUUAAGGAUGAGAUACACCCGUACCAGGACUCUGCGCAGCGUAACGAGCUGGUGAUCCGCGCCCAGCCAUCGGAGGCGAUUUACCUGAAAAUCACCACUAAAAAUCCCGGUGUUUUGGGAAAACUCAGUGAUACGCAUCAGACUGAGCUCGAUCUCACAUACCGUUCUCGCUAUAAUGUCCGAUUUCCGGAUGCCUAUGAAAGCCUCAUUAACGAUGCGAUACUGGGAAACUCGACGAACUUUGUUCGAAAGGAUGAGUUGGAUGCGGCGUGGCGCAUAUUUACUCCCCUUCUUCAGCAAAUCGACCAAGGAGAUGUAGAUUUGAUUCCGUACAUGGCCGGCACGCGUGGGCCAAAGGAGGCUGAUGAAUUGAUAUUUCGUAGUGGCUUUAAAUAUGCAAAAGACUAUCAUUGGCCUGCAUCCAAGAACAAGCUGUAA